Notothenia coriiceps (black rockcod) is the source of this 2504-nucleotide messenger RNA. Its product is annotated as trinucleotide repeat-containing gene 6B protein-like. Gene Ontology annotation, molecular function: nucleic acid binding. The record is from RefSeq and is a predicted model, not a curated record. Lineage: Eukaryota; Metazoa; Chordata; Actinopteri; Perciformes; Nototheniidae. Gene Ontology annotation, cellular component: nucleoplasm; P-body. The annotation marks the transcript as partial. The transcript is spliced from 2 exons. Gene Ontology annotation, biological process: miRNA-mediated post-transcriptional gene silencing; positive regulation of nuclear-transcribed mRNA poly(A) tail shortening.
UUCACCUUGCCCAUCUUGUGUUUCCUGCAGAUUGACGGCUCCACUCUGCGGACCAUCUGCAUGCAGCACGGCCCUCUGCUGACCUUUCACCUCGGCCUGACGCAGGGCACCGCUCUGAUUCGCUACGGCUCCAAACAGGAGGCGGCCAAGGCCCAGAGCGCACUCCACAUGUGUGUUCUGGGUAACACCACCAUCUUGGCGGAGUUUGUGAGCGAGGAGGACGUGGCUCGCUACAUUGCACAUUCCCAGGCAGGAGGAGGAGGAGGAAACCCCACCAACUCUUCAGGCUCCGGGCCCACAUCCUCCUCCUCCUCCGCUGUGGGGGCCAACGGUAACGGAGGAAGCUGCGAUAGAAGUGGAGGAGGAGGUAAUAAUGGAGGAGGAGGAGGAGAAGGAGGAACAGCAGGAAAUGGAGGCGGGGCUUCCAGCUCCGGGUGGCAGGGUCUGGACAGCACAGGCAGCUCUUCGGACCAGACCUCCACCCAGGGGCCCGGUUUGGGGGUCUACUCCCAGUGGAGCAGCAACGGGACCGUGGUGGGGGGGGCUGGAGGCGUGGAGGCCGGGCGGCAGGGUCUGUGGGGGGGGAUGAGCGGGCCGGGGUACCCCAGCACCAGUCUCUGGGGGACCCCCGCCCUGGAGGAUCGGCACCAGAUGGGCAGCCCCGCCUCCCUGCUGCCGGGGGACCUGCUGGGAGGGGGGGCCGACUGACACCUUUUAAAGUUGUGAUGUCACACUCUGUAUUUAUUUACACGUAGAGAUGACAUAAAUUAAAGCUACAUUGGUCACCCAGCAGUCAAACUACACACACACAUUCAUUAAGCCGCUUUAACUUUAAAUGAAGACAACAGUAAAACUUGAACUUGGAAAUCCAUUAAACUCUGUAACUGGAUAGCUCUUCGGUCUUUUUACUCCAAAUCCCAUCGCUCAGAGACCCGAUCACUCAGGCAUGCACUGUAGACAGGCUCAGCCAGAGUCGUACAAGUUUAGCUAUUGCUGUUUUUAGUGUGCCACAAUUUACUUUCUUUUGUAUUACUAUGUAAUCUCAAAAAAACAAAAAUGUCAGACUUGCAGACUGAGCCCUCGUAGACCUGGCUGGCGUUCUUCAAAGUUCUCAUGUUUGGAGGGGAAGCAUCUGGAGUUUGUAGAGGAGAUUUUUUGGGGGGGGGGACAGCGCCACACUACUGAGUCAAACGGACGAUCAGCAGAGAGAAGAAAAGCGUCUUUUUGUAAGUAGGUACCGACACCUUGGUGGAAAUAUGCCAUCAACAUGGGACCCAGGGUAAAAAAAAAUAUCAAAACAGAAACAACAUUAGCCAAACUUGCACUAUAUGCCUCUGGGUUUGUUGUUGACACAUCCUCCACAGAUCCCUCCAUUCUUUUUCAAACGGCUACAAAACAGGACGACUUAAUGUUACAACAGCAGUGGCCUUGGCUCAAAACCAGCGGCCACGUCAGCAGCCUUCACACCGUUCAUCAGUUCCACACUGCUCUUAUAUUUGACAAGCGAAAUUGUAUCUCCUCGUUGAUGUUAAUCUUUAUUUUCUGUUUCUGUUUUAAAAGAAAAAUGUGAGAAACGUUGUGGAAAUUCAAAGAUGUCCUCCUUUUUUGUUUGCCCUUCAAACACUGACCUCGCUAUUGUAUUUUUUCUUACUCGAGAAAUCAAGUUGGUUAUAAUUAUAUAUUAUCAUGAUGUUAAUGAUGACUACGAUCACUUAUUUACUCGCUGUACAAGGUGCCCUCCUGCCUGCCUGUGUGUGCAUGAAAGGAGUGAUGACAGUAUGACCGAAUGGAGGAGGAUGUGAUGAAGAUAAUGAUGAUGCUGAUUAUAUCGGGAGUGUGUGUGUGUUAUUGCUAAAAUGUUGAAUGUUUUUUUUCUUUCUUGUCCAUGAGAGAUUCAUGAGAAAUGUGUGUGUGUGUGUGUGUGUGCGUGCUCUUGAACACUUAUCUGCUCCAGUCAGGGAAGUGAAUUAAUCUGACAUCUUACAUUUGAGAGAAAGUGUGUGUGUGUGUGUGUGUGUGUGUGUGUGUGUGUGCGCGAGUGUGUGUGCGAGUAUGUGUGCGAGUGUGUGUACAUGUGCUCGACUGUUUGGAUAUUGUAAUAGCUAAAAAGUUCAAAAACAUUGGCACUAUUGCAUAUGUCUCUUAAAUUUUCGUGUAUUUUUUUAGCAGCAUUUCGUUCCUGUUUGUAUUUUUUUUUUUUUUGCCAAUUGCAAUAAAUGAAUAUUUUGUUUUUAAGACGAAGUAACCAACUGAAGGCAUUUCUAUUAAAAAAUGCCAAAUCCUACCAUACCAAGCUGAGCUGGAACAGUGUUUUACAGACACGUUAAAGACAUUACCUGUUAUGUUUUACUGUUUUUCUUUUGUUUUGUUAUGUAUCCAUUUAAAUUAAGUCAGUCUUUAUUAUCACUCCUGUUCAGGAUGUUUUCAUUUAUUUCAGAUGUUACAGAAAGGAGAGGAAAUUAAUUUAAAGCAGAAAAGAACAAGAUAAUAAAGGUUGAAUUGAA